AUGUCGACUAAUAAAGAAGUCAAAGCUGCCCUGAAAAGUGCCAGAGAAGCUAUAAAAAGCAAAGACUUCAAAGAGGCAUUGAAGCAAUGCAAGAAUGUUUUGAAGCUUGAGAAAAACAACUACAAUGCAUGGGUGUUUAUUGGCCUGGCUGCCAGUGAGCUGGAGCAGCCCGAUCAGGCACAGACAGCCUAUAGGAAGGCUGUGGAGUUGGAACCUGAGCAGCUACUGGCAUGGCAGGGCCUAGGCAAUUUAUACGAAAAGACAGAUCAGUGGGAUUUCAAAAUUGAACUUCCUAAUGUCUAUCAGAAGCUUGUCGAGCUGUAUGCAAGUUCUGACAAAAACAAGUGCUAUGAAGUGAUUGGAAAGCUGCAAGAGAUACACCAAUCUGACAAAGAAUAUGCCAAGUUGGCAAAGGUUUGGCUACAGUUGAUUCAACUGAAAGAGGAAGAUGGCGCAGACAAGAAAGCUUUACUGCAGCUUUGGCAACAAAUGGCGCAGCUCCUGUCAGACUGCUGCAAUGAAAAUGAGCAGGACACCGAAAUGCAAAAGCAUUUAAGCACAGCUUUUGAGAAAGCCAUGGUUCUAGUUGAGCCAAAACCUGGAGAAGAACACCGGAAGCUCUCGGCCAACUACAUCAAAUGUCUUUCCAAGCUACCUGAAGAAGAAGAGAAGAUGAAGCAAGCGUGCGAGUCAGUGUUGUCCCUCUACCCCACUCAAAGUUUUCCUCUUGAAAUCCUUUGCUCCCACUACCUCAAAAAAGGUGUCCAGAGUGAGGAUGCUAUGAAUUGCUUUUCACGGCUUCAUAAUUUGGCACCGGACAAUGGAUUGUGUAAUUUGGGAUUCGGCAUGAAAGCACUCCAAGAGGGCAACUAUAAAGAUGCCAUUAAAGACCUCACGCAAGGAUUGAAGAAAACAAACUUCAUCCCACUGUGGUACAGUCUGGCAGAAGCUCAAUUUAAAGUGCAUAAAUAUGCAGACUGCUCAAAAUCAUGUGCUCACGGUUUAAAUGCGUGCCUACCAGGAGACCAGGAACUAAGGAUCAGACUCCUGAAGCUAAGGGUUGAAGCUUUGGUUCGGAGUGGAGAGGAGAAGGCUGCUGAGCAGGCUUUGGAGACAUUUUCCCUGAUCCCUGAUGCUGACAAAGAUCCAUUACUAUUAGCUCUUAAAGGUCGUGCAUACCUUAACAAAGGGAAAAUAGUUGAGUCGUUAAAGUUGUCAUCACAGCUUGAAACCUCCCACCCAAACUUGGCCCAGGUGUCAGCGCUGAAGGGAUUAGUCCACCUAGCUGAGGAUCAGAAACAGCUAGCAGAGCAAAGUUUCCUCAAGGCAGCAACACAAAGCUCCAACUGUGGCGAGUAUUUUUUUUUGCUGGGUACACUUUACUGGACCAUGGGAGAAGAGACCCGUAAAGACAAAAGCAAAGCACAUUCACAUUUUCUCAAGGCUGCUAAAUUGGACCCACACCUCGGUUGCGCGUUCCGGUACCUUGGGCAUUAUUAUCGAGAGGUGGCCAAUGACUCAGGUCGAGCACGUGGCUGCUACAAGAAGGCCUUCGACUUGGACGGUGACGAUGCUGAAUCUGGGGCGGCUGCAGUUGAUCUCAGCAUGGCAGAGGAAGAUAUGGACACCGCUUUAACAAUGCUCCAAUCAGUGAUUGAAAAGGCCACUCCAGGUUCUGCUAAAUGGGCCUGGUUGAGACGAGGUCUUUACUACCUAAAGGUUGGACUGCAUCAACAGGCAAUUGCAGACCUCCAAGCAGCUUUGAGAGCAGAUCCAGAGGACUGGGUGUGUUGGGAGUGUUUAGGCGAGGCCUACUUAAAACGCCAAAGUUUCACAGCAGCUCUGAAGGCCUUUGGGAAGGCCCACAGUCUUCAGCCUACCUCCAUCUACAUCCUUUACCAGGCCGCCGCCAUAAAACAGACCCUGGGCAAGUUCCAAGAAGCCAUCGCGGAGUACUUACAGAUCACAACGCAGCAUGACUACGUCCCUGCUUUGAAAGGUCUUGGUGAUUGUCAGCUCGCCCUUGCAAAAAGUUUUAUGGAGGAUUGCAGAGACGGUGGAGCCAUUGACCUGAUCCAGCAAGCUAUACAUAAUCUUCUAAGGGCUGUACAGCUGCGAUCUGACUUGUCCUGUUUAUGGAAGCUGCUGGGAGAUGCCUGCUCCGCUGUCAGCACAGUUUCUCCAGAGAGAGCUCAGGUCCAGAUGCCGGCAGCGCUAACUGGUUUGCACCCACAAACUAAGCUCCAUACACUGAACCAAACUGAGACGCUCAGAGUCGGCGAGAGGUGUUACACCCGUGCAUUGAAACUGAUGCCAGAAGUUGCGAGCCUAUGGCAUGACCUGGGACUCAACUUUUAUCAACAAGCUCGCCUGACCUGUGAUUCUGAGGACGAACAAACACUACUACUAGAGAAAUCCCAACAAUGUUUAAGAAAGGCAGUCAUGAUGGACAGUGGUGAACAUAGCAACUGGAAUGCUUUGGGAGUGAUCAACAUGAGCAAAGGUCUGGAGAACUUUGCGCUGGCUCAGCAUUGCUUCAUCAAGUCCAUUCAAGUUGAAUCUAAUAAUGUUGUUGCCUGGACCAACCUCGGCACCUUGUAUCUGAAAAAGGAUAAUAUAAAGCUUGCGCAUGAGGCGUUUAAGGUUGCGCAGUCAUUGGAGCCGCUGUAUGUCAACUGCUGGAUUGGACAGGCACUGAUUGCAGAAGCAGUGGGAAGCGAUGAAACCAUGGAUCUUUUCAGACACACCACUGAACUUAGCACACAUACGGAGGGAGUAAAAGGUUACGCCCAUUGGGUUUGUUCCACCCUGCUAGAUAAAAGCAAGAGAGACUCUGAGGUGUACCGUUACAACAUAGUCCAGAUGAAUGCCAUCACUGCAGCCCAGGUGGCACUCACAAAGUACACUGAACGAAUCCAGUCAGAUGUUGAUGCCUUUAUCAUGUUGGGAUUUCUGAACGAGCAUCUCCAGCUGAAGAGACAGGCUGUGCAAGCUUAUCAAAGUGCCAUUGAGCUGCUUGAUUCCAAAUCGCUCACCGAACAACUUUUUUUUGCUCGAAGCAACUACGCUCGUGCUUUAUGUGCUUGUGGUCGGUGGGAAGAGGCAGUCCGUUGUUAUAACACCACUCCACUGGAGGAGCUUAGUGAUCUGUCAGGGCUGGCUCUAGCCUACUGCAAAGCGGGGCUCAUACAAGACAGCUUCAGCACAUAUGAGCGUGCACUGACUGCGGCCUCGAGUGAAAAGGAGACAGCGUAUGUGUUGACAGCUCUUUCGUUGCUGCAGCACCAGCAGGGCAAUGUUGACUCUGCCAAGACGCUGCUGUUUAAAUGCUCCAUGUUGAAAGAACCAGUACCGGAGUCGCUUCUGUGUUUAUGCGCUCUCGGUUUGGUCCACAAUGAUACGACGCUAGCCUCUGCUGCCCGCACCGAGCUGCUUAAACAAGGCUCGUCCUGUGCGACGGUUAUUGAGCAGCGUUGUCUUCUCACCUGCACCUUACUAGCGCUGCAGGGUAACUACAGUGCAGUGCAAAGAGAGGCCUCCAAAGCUGUACACAGCUAUCCGGGGAACUCUUCUUUGUGGUCACUAUUGUCCAAACUGGUACCCCAGUACUACCCUAGGAAGGCAAAUGGGGGAGCGAUUGCUGGACGUGUCGCCUGUCUCUCUAGUAUGACUCUGGGAAAGAGGGCGCUGCUCUACAGUGGUGUGAACCAACUGGCCUCUGGGCGACACUCUGGAGAGGAUUCUCAUAGGAAUGCCUUGAAGACCAUGCAGAGAGCUGUGUUGCUCUGUCCUGACGAUCCAGCAGCGUGGGCAGGAUUAAUGGCUGCAUGUCACACAGAAAACACUUCCUGUUAUCUCUCUGGCUCAGUUGCUCGCAGGCAAGGACUAGAGCAAACCCUCAUGUCGGUAGUUUCUGAGAAAGUGCAAGAAGUUCAGGGGAUAGAGCGCCCCCUAGCAGAAUCUCUGGAAGGAUGGGUACUACAACAGGCAGUUAGUGGUCUCAUGCUGAGUGGUCAACUUGAGCAAGCAGAAGCACUCUGCUCACAGGUGUUGAAAGUGUCACCAGAGCAUCCAGCAGUGAUGUUGUCACUUAGACAAGUACAGUGCCAGCGUCUCCUUGAAGCCAAAGAUAGUACUUUCCUCUCCGAAUCUGUCCUGGAGCAGCUUAAUAAUGCUGUGAUGUUGAACCCACACAAUAUUGCAGCGUGGCAUUGGUUAGCCACGGUGUACAUCAGCCAGGGUCUACUGGUACAGGCAAUCAUGGCACUCAGACAGAGUUUGCAGCUCGCCUCCCAAAUCGGCCUGCACAGCAGUCAAGUAGCCAGCUUGCUGCGUCUCGCCCUGCUGGCACUGAGGCCCUGCAUGGCAGGUGUUCCUGGAAACGACUGGAAGGAUCUGGUUCUACAAGCUACGACAGAGGCCUUGAAACUAGGCUCUUCCCCCGUGGCACUCCUCUUCCAGGCUCUCUUACAGUUUGCCACCAAGAUGGCUGCCAGGGAAACCAGACGACUUUUGGAAAAGCUGGUUUAUGUCCCCUCUCGAGAACUUCCAGUGACAGUGGUGCAUGUGGCCAGCUGGUAUCUUCUAAGGCACCUGCAUUUCAAGAACGACCAGGAGCUCAUUCAUGUACUUAUGGAGCAUGCUGAAAGAAAUGGGGAUCAUCGAUUGAAGGACUUCCAUUCACAGCUUGAUUCUUCAUCCUGA
Messenger RNA from Nerophis lumbriciformis (worm pipefish), 4704 nucleotides. NCBI's taxonomy places the organism in Eukaryota, Metazoa, Chordata, Actinopteri, Syngnathiformes, Syngnathidae. The record is from RefSeq and is a predicted model, not a curated record.